GUGUCGCUCCUUGUUACGAGUAAUAACUGCCAUUGUUUUUGUAAUGAAAAAUGUUGCACAGAAAACCCGCUUUUGUGAAAAGCAAUGGGGAGGAAACUCAAAUUAUAGAAAGGUGUCUGGUGAAAGCGGAAGUAGAAGGAAACGAACACUCUUGUUUUUUAAGCUGCUUCACGCAGUCGCAAACGCACUUGCUUCCUGUUGACAGUGGGGAUAAACAAGAGAAGAUGUAAGAGUUUUCCAAAAAGGCAGCUAAAAGGGGCAGCGAAUUUUACGGUGUGGAAUAACUAAACGUCGUGUGUUUUGUAGGUUAUUUGGACUUUAACUAAAUCUAUGUGUAUGCUGAGUUUUGAGUGUUCGUCGUCUUCAUGAGUGCUUUGACAGUAUGUCGCUGAGUUCCGGCGGUUGGACUCAAACUGCUGCCCUGUCACCGGACCAGUCCUCUGUUGCUCUACCCUCUGACUAUGGGGCGUCACAGUCACAGCUCGACUGCCAAACAGUGCUCAUUUCGGUUCGGGUGUCGGUGUGCCAUUCUGGUAUUCGACCGCUGUGUCUUCCCGGAGCAGGUGAUGAGUCACUCCGCCUGCAGCUCAGCAUGGACCCGGGGAAAUCCGGGGAAUUCCGACUGUCGCUCCAGGAUUGUAGUGAGAGUGGCCGGAGUGUGACGGUUGCAGAGUUUAAUUUGAAGAUGGUAAAGUAUGAAGUGAAGUCACCGAAGUGUCAUGAACUGAGUUUGGCCACACCUCCUCAUGACCGGAUCAGCUUCAACUUCCGCUGUGAGCGAGAGGCUCACGAAUGGGCCACUGUGAUGAUGUCAUCAUUGAGAGAAGCACAUAGAGUUGUUCCUCCAGAAAACAGUUCACAGGCCCCCCUGGAGAACCUACAGCAUCAAAACACACUGGCUUUACAGCACACAGAGGAAACGUGCAUUGAGUUAACCCGGGCCAUAGAGGCUGGUGACACACGGUCUGCUUCUGCCAUUGCUGCCACACUUGCACGACAACAGACUGCGCUCAAGAUUCAACCCUUUGCCAGAGACUAUGAUGACACUGAGAUCAACUUGACUGUUGUGGUGGAGGAUUUCUUCUCAUCCUGUUGUGUCUCUGUAAGAGUUUCUCCUCAUAUAACGACUGCAGCACUGAAACAGCAGAUGUUUCUUGAGUACGGCUUUCAUCCACGAGUGCAGCGCUGGAUAAUUGGUCAGUGCUUGUGCAGCGAUCAGCGAUCGCUGACCUCGUAUGGCGUCCGCCAAAAUGGUGACACGGCCUUCCUGUACCUCCUGUCUGCCCGUCAUGCUCGCUUGACGCCCCAAGUCCUGCAACAGGACCAGGAGAGCGCUCUUCUUCUCAGUUCUCCAUCACCUCUGCUGUCCAGCAUGUCGCUUUCUUCUACCUCUGCCCAGGCCAUGUUAUCAAAGGACAGGAAGCCGUACACCACACUGACACCCAGGCUGCAGACAAGCAUCAACACUGAAAGAAAAAAAGUUGGUGAGGUCAGAGAUCUCAUCAACCUAGACAUGCCUCAACUCACUCAAGCACUGAAACCCAUCUCAUCCCCCCACCAGGGUUGGUCAUGUCCGUCUUGCACAUACAUUAACAAACCAACUCGGCCAGGCUGUGAGAUCUGCAGCACCAACCGUCCAGAAAACUACGUCAUCCCUGGAGGAUAUCGUCCGGAUGCACUGGAACUGAGACGUAUCCAGCAGGAGAAGGAGGCGGUCAGACAGUACCAGCAGGCAAAGGAAGAGGAACGCAAGAAGAACUUUGCUCAGCUGCUGAUGACAGAUGACCAAGAUCUGGUGCCUAACCCAGAUCCUGUGGACUGUCGGAUCUGCUACGUGGACCUGAAGCCUGGAGAAGGAGUCCUGCUGAGGGAGUGUCUUCACUGCUUCUGCAGGGAGUGCUUACGCUCACUGAUCAUGUUGAGUGAGGAUCCUGUAGUGUCCUGCCCAUUCAGAGAUGACACAUAUUCCUGUGAUUGCACUCUGCAGGAGAGAGAGAUCAGAGCUUUGGUUCCAGCAGAGGAGUAUGAGCGAUGGCUGCAGAGAGGCUUGUCGGUGGCAGAGUCCCGGUGUGAGGGCAGCUAUCACUGUGCUACACCAGACUGUCGUGGCUGGUGUGUGUACGAGGACACGGUCAAUGUCUUCCACUGUCCUGUCUGUGGGAAAAACAACUGCCUGAUUUGCAAGUCUAUUCAUGAAGGAAUGAACUGUAAGCAAUACCAGGAUGAUCUUGCAGCUCGGGCUAUUAAUGACUCUGCUGCAAGGAGAACUACUCACUUACUCAAGUCUUUAGUGCAGUCAGGGGAGGCUAUGCACUGUCCCCAGUGUGGCAUCAUUGUACAGAAAAGAGAUGGGUGUGAUUGGCUCCGCUGCACUGUCUGUCACACAGAGAUCUGCUGGGUGACCAGAGGGCCCCGUUGGGGACCAAAAGGACCUGGAGACACCAGCGGAGGAUGUCGAUGCAACGUCAACAAUCAGAAAUGCCAUCCUAAAUGUCAAAACUGCCACUGACAACCUACAGGCCGUUCUGACUGAAAAAGGGAAGUAAGACUGAAACUGAGGUAAAGUGCUAUCUGAAUAAAGACUAAAGCACAAAACUAGCUAUUUCACAUUAAGCCCCUGUUGAAGGACUGAAAUAGAACACGUACACGGUGCUUGUCAUGACUGGAGUCUUUCUACAUUUCUCACCAUCACUUACUGCUGCAGAAAUAAUCUGUGUCCUCGUUUUUAGAUGUGAACAGCCUGGCGGGAAUAAUAUGUUGACAUUUAGUGCUGCUUUCCUUAAGCAAACAAAAGCAGGCUCAAUAUCUAUCACAUUUCAGUACUGAGAGCAAAGUAAUUGGUCUGAAAUUUGAGAGUAUCAGUCAAUUUUAUUUGCUUUUGGUGCCUUCUUACAAUGAUUGCACUGAAACAGGUACAGGUAGAGGUACAGGUGUGUUGUUCCAUACUUUACUAGAAUGCAUUAAACUCAAGUGUCCUUAUUCUUGUACACAAAAUAUAGCAGUAUAUUUAUUGUUACAUUUUAUAGGAAUUUGUUUUUUUCUUAACAGUAUUGGGCAAACAAAUUUGAUUAAAAAGGUUUAACAUAUAUGAUACAACACAAGUCAAUGCUUCCCAGUUAGGGCUAAAUGGAACUUGUAAGAUAUUGGAGUCUCAAAGUUAUUCCUUUUAGUAGAGGGAGCAAAGCAGCCCUGGUGAAUCACAGGGCAGCUGUCAUUAUUUGUUUCUGAGAAAUUGUCAUCUCUACCUCCUCCUUUCUUUUGGCUGUUGCACUUGGUCAUAUUUAGGAGAUAAAAAAAAAGGUCAAAUUGUAAUUGUAGUCUAAUUGUAUAAGAUUGUUUAAAUCACUUAUGUUACAGUAUAUUAUAACUUCCCCAAACCUGGGAGGCAAUUGAGUUUGUUGUCCUGUCUGUGUAUGUUCUCAUCCAGGUCAACUUAUCCAAACAUAGUUACAUCGAGGGCCACUGAACAGAGUAGGUUUCUUGAAGAUGUUUCACUUCUCAUCUAAGGGGCUUCUUUAGUUCUGACUUACUACCGGGAAAUUCUGGUAUUUAGCCUCAGAGAGGCUGUAUACACGUAACAAAGGUUGUUUCAAAAAACUAGUCACAUGUAUAGUUACAUGUGACUACGUAUACAUUCCGCCCUCCUCAGAAUAUGGUGUGGUUCGCCACACCUCCACACCCCAUUCUAAGAAGGGUGGGGCUAAAUCCCAGAACUUCCCAGUAGUCACUUAGAACUGAAGAAGCCUCUUGGAUGAGAGGUGAAACAUCUUCAAGAAACCUACUUCGUCCAGUUGCCCUUGAUGUAACUAUUUUUGGAGUUUGUUGUAUUGAAGAAAAAAAGUAUUCAUGUCUAUCUUUUUCUCACACAAAAAGUGCAGUGAGUACAUUAUAUAAGGUCACAGAAUCAGAAUCUACAUUGUUCCUUUGUUGGGGAAAAAAUGCAUUUCCACAACAUUGUGGCCCUCUGUACCCAACAGUAUGCUCACAACCACACUACCACACUCCACUGAUAUUAGUCACAAGAAACCGUCACUGCUACUUACUCGGAUCACAGCACCAUGUCCUACUGUGCCUUAUCCAUCAAUAAAUGACCUUUUUAAAUCUAAUCUGUUGAGUAUUUGGAUGUCUUGUGGUGUUAAUGUGAAUAACCAAACUGGGGGCUUUAGAUUUCAGUAUGCUUUUACUGAUAUAGUAUAAAAAUAUUAUCACUUGUUAUUAAUGAUACAUGUAUUUAUUUUCUGCCGUGUCACACGCCUUCAUUAAAGCUAAACAAAAA
This is a messenger RNA of Cynoglossus semilaevis (tongue sole), 4276 nucleotides long. It is a transcript of the gene shrprbck1r, whose product is annotated as sharpin and rbck1 related. The coding region runs from base 383 to 2509 and encodes 708 amino acids. Gene Ontology annotation, cellular component: LUBAC complex. Gene Ontology annotation, molecular function: ubiquitin binding; ubiquitin-protein transferase activity. The record is from RefSeq and is a predicted model, not a curated record. Gene Ontology annotation, biological process: positive regulation of canonical NF-kappaB signal transduction; protein linear polyubiquitination; proteasome-mediated ubiquitin-dependent protein catabolic process. NCBI's taxonomy places the organism in Eukaryota, Metazoa, Chordata, Actinopteri, Pleuronectiformes, Cynoglossidae. The transcript is spliced from 14 exons.